CUUGACUUAGGGGAGUGAGUACCGUAAGAUAAAGACAGAGAACGCUAUUACAGCUUCACACUGGAAUUUAAACUCUGGUCUAACACCCUUUUAAAAUGCUGGGUCCGGUGCACCCUUCUCCCCUGCGCAGGCGCGGCGCGCCCUUCCUCUUAUGCCUUGGGAUUGGUGAGCUACAGGCCAUAUGGGCUCGGGCUCCGCCCCUAGGGGGAGCCUGCACGCGGCGUUUCCGGUUCGUUCGGGCUGACAAUGACGGAGCGGGGCGCCUCUCCGGAGGACCCCUGGGUCAAGGUGGAGUACGCGUAUGGGGACAGCAGCCUGGACCCUGGGCUCUUUGUAGAAAGUAACCGAAAGGGGAGUGUAGUGUCCAGGGCCAAUAGUAUUGGCUCCACCAGUGCUUCCUCAGUCCCCAAUACAGAUGAUGAGGACAGUGAUUACCAACAAGAGCCCUACAAGGAGUCGUAUAAGGAUAGGAGGCGCCGAGCCCACACACAAGCAGAACAGAAGAGGAGAGAUGCCAUCAAGAGAGGCUAUGAUGACCUUCAGGCCAUUGUCCCCACCUGUCAGCAACAGGAUUUCUCCAUUGGCUCCCAGAAGCUCAGCAAAGCCAUUGUUCUUCAGAAGACCAUUGAUUAUAUACAAUUCUUGCAUAAAGAGAAGAAGAAACAGGAGGAGGAAGUUUCUACACUACGAAAGGAUGUCAUGGCCCUGAAAAUCAUGAAAGUGAACUAUGAGCAGAUUGUGAAGGCACACCAGGACAACCCUCAUGAAGGGGAGGACCAGGUCUCUGACCAGGUCAAGUUCAAUGUGUUCCAGGGCAUUAUGGACUCUCUGUUCCAGUCCUUCAAUGCCUCCAUUUCUGUGGCCAGCUUCCAGGAGCUGUCAGCCUGUGUCUUCAGCUGGAUUGAGGAGCACUGUAAGCCCCAGACCCUCCAGGAGAUUGUUACUGGGGUGCUGCACCAACUGAAAAACCAGCUCUACUAACUGCUAGCCUUUCAGCCAAUGCUCCUGGAAGUGUGGAAUGGGGAGGCUUGUUGAGUUCUGGUUCUGACAUCGCAAACAGAACAUUUGCUUUGUUUGCUGGGUUUUGGACAGCUUCUGACUAAUUUAUUUUAUCAGUACUAAGCAAACCCAUCUCAAACCUGUGGGAGUUCUAGGGGCCAUUGGAUUUGUCCCCUAGAAAUCACUUCUGGCAGGAAACUGGAGGAGGCAGAGAAAGUAUUUAUAUAAUCAUGGGAGUGCCACCGGCACUCAUCCCCAGUGGUGCUGCCACAUCCGUCCAUGGCACAGACAAAAUUUUUAGCAUGUUAUAUGGGGAUUUUAUCCCUAGGGAGUCUGCCAUGGUGAUCAGAAACCUUAUGACAAAUUUCUUAACUUUUAUUUCAAUGUAAUCUUUUUAAGCUUACAAUUGUAUUAAUUUUUUAAGUCAGGCAGGUCUUGUGGUACCUCAGGCUUACAUGCCACCUCUUUUCACUUGAAGAGUUCAUUAGGGAUAGAUGUCCAUUCUCCUGACCACUUCCUACUUGCUGUAACAGUUUCUAUCAGAAAUGAGCCAGGGGACAGUGGAGAAACUUCUGUCUCAGAUAUAUAGAAGCCUAGCCCCCUCUCCUUUUUUUCAGGCUUACCAUCCAAUACAAAUUAUUUUUAUAUCAAAUUGUAAUUGCAAUAAAUUUUACUAAAUGCUUAAGCCCAAAUUUGUCCUGAAUUUAUCAAGUCAAAUCUGAGACUAAAGUGAUGUGAGUAAUAUAUAUAAAACCAUCUGCCUUCUUGGUACUAAUUAGUCUAGUCACUUUGCCUUAGUUUAGACUCCUCCUGUAGACAAAAGACAGCUGGAAGUGCCAAAACAACACCAAUACAACCAGUCCAGGAAGUUCCUUCUGACCCUUCUACAUUGUUUGGAGAGAGGUUCCUCAGGGGUCUGGAAGAGCAACGUUAUAAUCUUCAUCUGUCUCGAUUCCAACUUCUUC
Molecule: messenger RNA, 1964 nt
Organism: Phascolarctos cinereus (koala)
Lineage: Eukaryota; Metazoa; Chordata; Mammalia; Diprotodontia; Phascolarctidae
Gene: MLX
Product: MAX dimerization protein MLX
Biological process (GO): regulation of transcription by RNA polymerase II
Cellular component (GO): nucleus
Molecular function (GO): protein dimerization activity; RNA polymerase II cis-regulatory region sequence-specific DNA binding; DNA-binding transcription factor activity, RNA polymerase II-specific
Source: RefSeq, a predicted model, not a curated record